AUAAGCAAGAGAGGAAGGGGGCAGCAGGAAGAGGGUGAAAUAGAAAUUAAUAUGAAAAGAGGAAGGAGACAUGUUCAAAUGCUUUAUUUGAGAAGAGAUUUGAUCAGGACAAGAUGUUAAGAUCAAGUCUCCUGCUUCUCCCGCUCUUCCACUCCACGUACUGCAUGCUGCUGGGAUGGGUGGAGUCUCCAGGUUAUCCCAAUGGGUACUUACCUCAUGCUAGUCUAAAUUGGAGCAGGUGCGCCCCCAAAGGUCACAGCCUCUCCAUAAGGUUCAUCCACCUGGACCUGGAGGACAGUAUCGACUGUGAAAAUGAUGCAGUGAAGAUCUUUUCAAAUGGAAACUUAAUUUCCGUUUUGUGUGGCACAAAGGAAUUUGAGGAGCUUCAGUCCACUGUAAAUCCUGCGCUUUUCUCGCCCCCGGGUGGCUGCCUCGCCCUUUCGUUCCACUCGGACUACUCAAACAUAAAGAGGCACACCGGCUUUAGAGGCUUUUAUACAACCCAAGACUAUGACGAAUGCAAGGAUAACGAAAUCAACCAAUGCACCCAGUUCUGUCACAACUUCAUCGGAGGGUACCACUGCUCCUGUCGCCACGGCUACCACCUGGAUGUGGACAACCACACUUGCACUGUGAACUGCAAUAAGGACCUGUCAGGAAAGAGCAACGGUAUCAUAUCCAGUCCUUCCUGGCCCAACUCGUAUGCAGAGAACGCAAACUGCCAGUACACGCUGCUCGUCGACUCCCAGUCUCAGGUGGAGCUCGAAUUCUCGGACGUUUUUGAUGUGGAACAAGGCCCCAAUGGUCAAUGCAUAGAUGCACUGAGAAUUGAGACUCCCUCUGGGACUCUGGGACCGUUCUGUGGCAACACGCCUCCCGAAUCGCCAUUUCUCACUCACGCAAACAAGCUCACAAUCCGUUUCACCACUGACGACUUUGGCACCAACAAAGGAUUCCACCUCAACUUCAGGACCAGAGAUAAGGUCUGUCCAGCAGUGGUGACCUCACACUCCACCGUGACUCCCAAGAAAGCAGAAUAUAAUCGUGGUGAGGAAGUGAAGGUCACUUGUGAAGAGGGCUAUGUUGUAAAUGAUGAUAAAGGCAUCCAUGAUGUGAAAUCAGAGUUCAAUGCAAUGUGCCAUAGCACAGGUGUAUGGACUCCCAGCUACACCUGUGGAUUGGUCAAUUGUGGACUUCCUGAUAUACCGGAAGAUGGUAUUCUUCAGUUGGUGGGUUCAGAUGACCCACAAACUCAAUAUAAAGACCAGAUCCAGUUUAGCUGCAGCUCAAAGUACUACACGCUGGAAGGAGAUGACACAUUCCUUUGCGGUGCCAGUGGCGAAUGGAUAUCAACUAACGGAAAUGCAGAGUUUCCAAAAUGUCUUCCAGUGUGUGGGCAGCCUGAAACACUGAUAGCAGGUACAGGAAGAAUUUUGGGAGGUCAGGAUGCAAAACUGGGAGAAAUACCAUGGCAGCUAUUCAUAAAAGAGCCCAGCAGAGGAGGAGCAUCCCUGAUAAAUGAUCAGUGGGCUGUGACAGCGGCUCAUGUUGUGGAUGGGCAUGAGAACAGCCCUUUGAGUGUCUUUGGUGGACUGAUAGAUAAAACGACAACAAAUGCCCCAAGCGCACCUUCCUUGAUCACUAACAGGAUCAUAAUUCAUCCUGGCUACAGAAAGGGGAUCACUGGAAGUGCACGCACUGAUUUUAACAAUGAUAUUGCUCUUAUAAGAUUCACCUCCAGAAUCACAUUAGGCCCAAACCUGCUUCCCAUUUGUCUGCCAGAAGAAGACAGUGAUGUGCUGGAAAAUGAACAAGGUACAGUGUCAGGCUGGGGGGUGACAGAGAAAAAACAGUUAUCAGAUGUUUUAAAAUAUGCUCAUGUUUCAGCCUACUCACGCAGAGAGUGUGAGAAAACACCUGUCACUUCACGUGGGAACUCCAUGAUUUUCAGUAAUAACAUGUUCUGUGCUGGAGACAGCGGGAAGGACAGUUGUAAAGGAGACAGUGGAGGUCCUUUUGUUUUGCCCAUGUUGUCUUCUAGCAGUGGGCCUUACUAUCUGACUGGGGUUGUGUCAUGGGGAGCUCGCUGUCUGAUUCCCCAACGAGACUCAACUGCAAUAGUGAACAAGGGUUAUUAUACCAAGGUAGGGAAUUAUGUGAAGUGGAUUAAGCAGACAAUAGAGAGAGUAGAGGCAGAAGAAUCAGAGAGAAAGUAAAAUAAAUGAUGAAGAAAACACUCUGUUAUAUACGAUAAUAAAAUCAUUUUCAGGGCUGAUUCACAUUUUAAAAAAUUACUUUGCUUAUAAAAUAAAGACCGCAACCUUAUAAUCAAAUGUACCAAAAUAAAUAACACAAUCAGAACAGCUUGUUAUUUCUACAUUGUUUCCUAUUAAAGAGAAAUGUUUGCAAAUCA
Molecule: messenger RNA, 2413 nt
Organism: Maylandia zebra (zebra mbuna)
Lineage: Eukaryota; Metazoa; Chordata; Actinopteri; Cichliformes; Cichlidae
Gene: c1s.2
Product: complement component 1, s subcomponent .2
Biological process (GO): complement activation; zymogen activation
Cellular component (GO): extracellular region; blood microparticle
Molecular function (GO): calcium ion binding; serine-type endopeptidase activity
Source: RefSeq, a predicted model, not a curated record